Messenger RNA from Anopheles bellator, 7996 nucleotides. It is a transcript of the gene Dsp1, whose product is annotated as high mobility group protein DSP1. Gene Ontology annotation, cellular component: nucleus. The transcript is spliced from 6 exons. Bases 1344 to 2693 code for a protein of 449 amino acids. NCBI's taxonomy places the organism in Eukaryota, Metazoa, Arthropoda, Insecta, Diptera, Culicidae. Gene Ontology annotation, molecular function: DNA binding, bending. Gene Ontology annotation, biological process: regulation of transcription by RNA polymerase II. The record is from RefSeq and is a predicted model, not a curated record.
UAUUGAUUUUAACUAAAUGCGAAUACGUCUGGCAAUGCGCUCAUAUAGAAUCGCACGACUAACGGCAGAUGCGUGUUGUUUUCUGUUCUCUCGGAAAACGCAACGCGUUUCUGCACUCUCGGCUAGCGCUGUGUUCAGAUUUUCCUCUUUCAGUCUCUCAACUGCUUUUUGCUAUUGCUUUUACAUGUUGCUGCUACGUCCUCUCUCGCGCACUGAGUUCUGCGCUCCGUCCGCGUGCUCUCUGGUGUUUGCCUUGCUGGGUCGAUACGGCAACGUUGCCAUUCGUGCAGUAUGAUGGUCGAUAGACGGCAUAAGUGCUCAAAUGAAGGGCUGCUUCUCUGAAAUAUUAUCCUGUUCUGGAGAGAUGUCAAUGCCUUCACGACACUCACUCUCUGCUCUACGGAUCACAGCCAACAACAGCAGUUCGGCGUGGAAACGACAACACCACUUCUUGCGUACAGAGAGAAGGGUGAAACUAGAGUGUGUGAAAGCAAAACAACCCGUUGUUUGUGCUUAUAGUGUUGUGCCGGGGCCAGCACUGAGAGGGAGGCACCAGAAUCAACGUUUGAAAACGUAUACCGUGGCAGUGAAAACAACAACUAUUACUCAUGUGCGGAGAAGGACUCAAUUCAAGAAGUUGCGCUGCUAUGAGAAGGCAACCGCCGAGGAAGCGAAUCAAAGAGAAAAACGUUUUAAAGUAGACGUAUUGAAGAAGCGGAAUUGAUGCACCGCUUUGGAACAACCGAGCAUAGAACCGAUGUGAAAUAUUGCAAAAACGCAAAAUAUUGAUAACCGAUAAAGAAGCCCAACGCUUCUAAUAUCUCUCUCGGUAUAACAAGCUGUAGUCUCUUUACUGCACGGCACCCUCUUAAUUGUUGAGUGGUCCGUAGAAAACACAGCUUAGGGAGCAUCGCUUGUUAGCUAUUGGCUAUUGCAUAUUUCUGUCGAGUUCGGCUCCUCCUCUCUGGUACGGAGCUACUAUUGUGACGGAUGCAAAUUGAAAGUUCAGUGAAGCAAGUGUUGUUUGUGUAGUGUAGCAGUAGAGUUCAGUUACGGGGCAGUAACUGAAUUGUGCGACGCUCCAAAAGUGGCCUAGUACUUUGAAAUCCAGCACACAUUAAUCGAACGGAGCAAGGCUGAAGCAUCAGGAUCAGCGACAGCGUUGAUUGAGACACGGCGAAGAACGAAGAAAAGCGAACAGUCAUCGGUGUGUAAGUGUGCCUGUGUGCGUUUUAGUUAUCGUUCUACUAAAAAAGUCCGACAACCGGAAGUGGCACCGACGCAGGAUUGUGUGCGUGCCGCGAACGUGCGUGUACGCGUGUGUCGAUUAGAAGCAGAGGAAGAUGUCGGAGCACCAUCGGGCUGCUUGGGGUUCGCGUGAGGACGCCGUCUGGUGGCCGAGUGGUAUCUCGUCAACGGAACAACAAACAUUGCAGCACCAUCAGCAUCUCAUCAAUCAACACCACCAGCAACAGCUCGCUCAACAGCAGGCCCAACUGCAGCACCAGGUUGCUGUGCAGCAGCAGCAGCAACAACAACAGCAGCAGCAACAACAGCAACAGCAGCAACAAAACGAUAGCGCUCGAAACAACAGCACAACAUCCACAUCCGCAACGCAGCAGCUGUUUUCGUAUAAAAUGGCCAACAGUUUCCAGAACCCGGUCACCACCGGUGUGACGGUGUCAACUUCGAACGCUCCGUAUGACUAUCGGCUGGGUAUGAGCACGGUGGUUGCACGACCCGGUGACCCACCUACGAUGUCCAGCACAGCUCCCACCACCCAGUGGUGGUACCCGGGUGGCCAGAACGCACUCGAUAACUCAUUGCAGCAACAGCAACAGCAGCAACAACAGCAACAACAGCAACAACAGCAACCACAACAUCAGAAUCAAAGCCACGUGCAGCAGAACAAUACCAUUCAGAACAAAAUGGUGGCCGGUAACGUAGCUGGUGGUAAGGUGAAGGACAAUAAGCCAAGAGGGCGCAUGACGGCGUACGCAUUUUUCGUACAGACCUGCCGAGAAGAGCAUAAGAAGAAGCAUCCCGAGGAACAAGUUAUAUUUGCUGAAUUUUCGCGAAAAUGCGCAGAACGAUGGAAGACAAUGCUAGACAAGGAGAAGCAACGUUUUCACGAAAUGGCCGAAAAAGACAAGCAACGUUAUGAGCUGGAGAUGCAAAACUACGUGCCACCGAAAGGCGCAGUUGUUGGACGUGGAAAGAAACGGAAGCAGUUCAAGGAUCCGAACGCACCGAAGCGAUCGCUGUCGGCAUUUUUCUGGUUCUGUCACGAUGAGCGAAACAAAGUUAAAGCCCUCAAUCCGGAAUACGGCGUUGGUGACAUCGCUAAGGAGCUGGGUCGAAAGUGGUCAGAUAUGGACGCUGAAAUCAAGCAGAAAUAUGAACAAAUGGCAGAGAAAGAUAAACAGCGAUAUGAACAAGAAAUGACAGAAUACAAGUUAAAGUGUAAAAAUGAACAGGGCGGAGGAACACCAGGACUGAACUUGCCGCAGCAAUUGCAACAGGCCGGUCUUCAGCACCUUCCUCCACAUGUGCAACAAGUAGCGGCGGCCCAGCUGCAGGCUCAUGUCGUUCAGGCGCAUCAUGCAGCUGCUGCUGCCGCAGCAGCCGCCGUGCAGCAGCAGCACGACGACGACGACGACGAAGAAGAUGGUGAAGAGGAUGAUAACGAAUAAAUUUAUAUUUUUUUUAUUGUAAAAAUAUUUUAAAAAUGAUGAUAUUAAAUCACGAACUCCAUUAUAUUUCUUCAACAUCAAGAAAAAUGCGAGAACGUAAUCAACACAACAAAAUAAUUCUGCAACAAAGAAGAGUAGAGAGAACUAGAGGUGGAUUAACUAACAAUAUACAAUAUAAGAUAAGACACUACUAUAAUAAGCAUAUUAUAGUGCGUCGAACAUGAACAACAGCAUCGUCAAACCUCCCCCUCCACCACCCCACCUCUCCAUGCUAGUAAUAAUAGACACAGAGAGAUAGAAAACGACAAAGAGGCAAAAGGCAACAGAAAAACAGUGAAGGAGACAGUAUGAAAAAUACAAAAUACUGUCGCUCUAAAUGCGAUAGUAGCUCAUAGGUAAGAAUCUGAAAAAGUGCGCUAUAGUGAUAGGCAAGGAUCACCGAGGACAGAAAGCAUUGUACUACUAAUAGGCUUUUGUUUUUAGGUUUACUGCAGUCCAUAAAAAUCAAGUGUUAUUUCUAAUGAGCGUGAAGUUGAACAUGGCACGAGCUAGUGCAGAGGCUCUGCGGACGGAACCGAUCGAUAUAGAACCGAUUGAACUAUAAAUUCGACAAACAAAAUAGCAUGUGAGAUGUUCGAUGAGCAAAACGAGCAUAAUAGAGCCUUUCUCGGAGAAUAUGUGAACAAUCGCCAAACUCAAUACUCCCCCUCCCCCCUUCUCUGUUUUUCCUGCCGCAAAAUUGUAGGAAAGGGGAUAUGAUGUGUGUACAUGCAUUCCCUCGCCUCCUUAGUGCACACUAUAAUUGUACAUUUCGGGCUAUUUGGGAACUGUCUUCAUCUUUUACCAAUUUUUAUAUUUUAAUUACCUAUCAUAUUACGUUAAAGGUAUGUGCAAAAGUGAAAUAUACUUGAAAAUUAUACUUUUUUUUAUCUUAGAAGAACGGACCAGGCCGUAUUUAUGAAAAAAAUUAUACUUGUUUUUGACAAAACCGUAGCACCAAACGCACCUCCUAGUAUUUUUGUUAGUAACUGAACCGCAUCCGCGUACCAGACCAGCACCGCUCGACGGUUGUAGUAGCCGUAAAAGAAGAACUCAUUCGCAGUACCCUCCACUCCCAAAUACGGAAACAUAUUAUGCUAGCUUUGGCGCUGUAUUCGUAGAAACGAUGUCAUUCGUGUACAUACAGACACUUUUUUUCUCAUAUUAUUUUUAUGAAUUGAACGGUUUAUAAAUAUGGUGUGAGCUGUAGGUAUGUUACAUUGAGUUAACCGCAAUGACCGAAUAUUAAUUUAAUUUUAAACCGGCAGAAAUUACAAUUAUUAUUUAGGCAACAACCGCUGAGCGGUCUUAGUUUGCACCAGAGACAAUGUUAAUCUCUGAUGCUCUCUGUAACCCGGUGUCCACAGUAUGAGAAACUUGGAAAAAAUGUAUGGCAAGCCAAGAAACUAUUAAUAUUUUGCUAGAGUUCCGUGAGUUACUUUGAGUUGCUUUUGAGCGCCUUAUGUUUACGGGAUAUUUUCCCGUUUCGGGGGUAUUUUUUUUCAAUUUGACAGUUUACGGCAAAUUUUUUUUGCUUUCCAAAAAUAUGGCUAGUUUUUCGACAGCGGAUCAAAUUUUGACAAAAAUGGCACUAGAAGGAGAAGAAAAGGAAACUGAAAAAUCAAAGCAUAAACAAAUGAACUGUCAUUUCACUCACUGGAGCUCACGGAACUUUUCGCCCAAAAGCUACUAGUGUGGACGCUAGCAUAUCAAAAAGCCUGUAGAGAAAACUCAUACUGUGGACGAGGCGUAACAGAUCGGUUUUACGGGCGGGGUUGUUGGUCCCGCGCCAAACCCCCUGUCACACCGGUGUCGGGAAUCGAUACCAUGAUCGGCUGCGUGACAACCAGUCCCGGGAUUCGAAUCCAGGUCAGCUGCUUGACAGUGACGAGCGUUACCGAUUGCUCUAUCAGCGGGGAAAAAUUACAAUCUUUUGUAAAAAACUUGUUGUUUUCGUGUACCAACAGUGCUUUGGUGUUCACUUACGUAUAAACGAUACAUGGCUAAGCAAAACUCCCUUUAACACAUUUUGACAUCCAUUGGAUUUCUUGAUUAGGAUUUUUUUGAAGACUACGAUUAAUUUCAGUAGAAUUGAAUACAUUUGAACGAUACUAAAUACAGAGCUAAUAAAGGAUGAGCGAGAAAGAUUGUGGAUACGGAGUAAUGGUAAAGGAGAAAAUCGUCAUGGGUACAGUUCUAGAAGAAUGAGAAAAUAAUGAUAAUGAAGAAAAUGAAGAUUGAAUUUCAACGGAAAAGCCAUAGAUAUGGAGAACUCGUUCUAACCAAACAAAUCAUGCUGUAAAGAAAAUAUUAAUAACAUUAAGUAACACAUGUUUAAAUGAACGGAAGAAAAAAGUAUUUUUUAAAGAAAAAUGUAUGUCACAUAACGCACACACAUUCUCAACGAGUAUGUUGUCGUGGACUAAAGCGGUUGUGAUCGGCAAACAACCGCACACAAAAACACACACAUGCAUGAUGAUGGGUAUUUCUGCUAAGUUGGUUCUAAUAGAAACGGUCCAAAUUGGUGCGAUUGUGUUAAAAGAUUUGCUAGUGGUGGAUGUGGAGAUGUGAUUUUGGCAGCGUUUCCGGCGGCAAUGACGGUGUGUAUUUCUCUGUACAUGUAUGUAUGUGGGUGAGUGUGAACAUGUGUAUGUGCAUUUGAUUUGUCGACCGUCCUGCGACUUGAGGGUGGUGUUUAUGGCUAAUGUAACGCAUCCUGUUGUACGUGUUUUUGUUGUUGGAAAUAUUUUUUGUCAGUUGAAAAAGGCAGAGAUAAUAACAGCGGGAGUCGAUUGAUAUUCUUCCCCUGCAAUAAAAAAACUAUAGAAGCAACCGUCUAUGGCCACUUUGCAGUUAAUAUUGCUAACAGACACAAAGAAACAGUGCUAGAAAGAUGAAGUAAAACGAGGUAAAUGAGGGAGGGGCAAAUCAGUUAAUGGAGAAAGCGACAAAAAUUAAUUAAAGUAAAAUUUUAUAGAUCAAAAGUAAGAGAUAACAUGAUUAAUGAAAAAAAUAAUCGCGUAAUAAAAGAAUGAAAUAGAGAAACAUAGUAAUGCAUAAAGCAACAGAGAAUCGAACGUGGUUGAGAAAGUAGCUAAAUGGCAAAGUAAAGCAAGAUGCAAAAAGAAUAAAUUUCUUGUUCUUUUUCUUCUUCUUUCUUGGGCACUUCACUGCUAAACAAUCUUGGCCGUCUCCUAGAAAUCUGAAGAUUUUAUUGAUACUUUUGAUCUGCAAUGGGACUGAUACUGCGAAAAUCGAACGUUUAGCAACUGGAAAACAAAAUUCGUCUGCUCACUUUGGUUAGAAGGAGCAUAACAAAACAACAAAACUGCGUUUUUCGCGAUACGUUUCGCGGCAUUCUUAUAGCGGAGACGGAGCAAUACAAGUUCGUAAUGUGUCGUAAUUGUCUUAGAAGAUAAAAAGGCAGGCCGUAGACGAUUGUAAACGGGGGAGGAGCAGGAGGAGAGAACUAUUAGUCUGAAUUCAAUUUGACUAGUUGGAUUUACUUAACAUUUAUUUUCUCUACUGCUUUUUUUCAUUACCAUGUUUAAAAUCAUAUUCUUAUAGAAUUAGAAUAAGCGUUUUCUUUUAAAUUGUGUUUUGAAUUGUUUCGUAUUUUGUUCUCUUCAAACGGAACAAGACUAAACAAAUCAAGAGAAAAGAAAAUUUAAGCAAAACCCGCAACAAUGUCAAAUAAUGAGUAUGCAUACAAACAAAAACGAGAAAAAGCAAAUACAAAAUCAUCAUAAGCAUAAAAACACCGGACAUUAGAGAUUAGGCGAUAAUAGGAUGAAAGUACGAGCAUGCGAAACGAGCGAGGUAGGGAAGGCAACCAAGGAAGGCGAACGAUGGAAGUGUACUCUUUAAAAACAAAACAAAUGAGCGGAAUAAAUUACGCAACAGUAGAGUUUGAAAAUAUCAAGUCCUUUAAGCAUAUAUGUAUAUAUGCUUUAAGCAUGUAUAUUCAUACAUAUUGUUGUGUGUCGCGUGCCGAGCAUGUGUAUCGCACGGCGUGGCGUACUCAUGAUUGUUUCUAGUAUGGGUGCAUGUGUGUGUGUGUGUUAUUUGAUUGUUUGUGCAGAAUGAAUGAGAGAAUCUCAGUUUACAAGGAGACAUAGAUCGAGAAUAGUGUAUCUGCGUGUGCUUUGUGCUUGAUUUUGAAAGUAUGAUUCACGCAAAAUAAUUGAAUAUUAUUAUCUCAGCUCUAGUUGUUUUUUAUUUGAUUUUUAAGCUCCUCUUUGAAAUUGAGUAUUUUCAUGAUCCGAUUUUAUUUCCCUUUAUCUUUAGUAUAAAUCCACAGCCAUAUUGAUAUACUUCUGAGAAACACUUCUGGUUUUUCUGAAAAUUUUCAGUUUUAUGAUUUAUUCAUACAUAAUUAUGAUGAUGAACGAUUGGUUUUGUUUUAAAUGACAGUAAGGUUUAACGAAUGGAAGCAACAAGUUACAAAAUUUUGUGACGCAUCAUUUUAAGAUGUUCCGUUUCAUAAUAUGUACAGUUUGUUGCAGCAUUUCAGCCUAGAAUGUAUGUUGUAGCAUUUUAGCCUAGUAUGUUGUGUAGUUGGUUUGUCUUCUCGAAUAAUUUCUUUUUGAGAUACAUUUCAUGUGCUAGAUGUGUACAUAGUGAAUUUCCAGCAGGUAAAAUAAUUCAUUAUCUUAAUCAUACUGGUGACGAGGAGCGAGUUUAUAGGUUAUUGGUGCGGAAAAAAGGGCUGGCAGGGAAGAGAUUACACUCUUCUCAGUUUCUUUCUCUCAUGCAUAAAUUAUUCCAACGUUUCUCCAAGGUCCUAUCGAAACCUCCGAAAUCUUGUUCAAAUUGUUUCCAGAGACUCUGUAAGAUAACUGAGAGGAACAACAACACAAACAAUUGGCAUCAACAAAUCGCUUUGCAGCCGCACAAUGUCUGUGCUGCCGUUUUUCUUGCCUACAUUUAUCAUCUACUUCAUCUAGAGUUACAUUUACCCCAAGCUUAGGUACAGCAGUGCAGUGAUACAAAUCUUCCUAGCGAUAAUUGUAAUGAAAGCCAGCAAAACAUGCAACAUGCAAUAAACAGCCUAAAGCUGAAACACAACUUUUACCUAUUGAAACGUGUACUCUAAAAGUGUAGUUGGAAUGAUGUGUAAGGUGAAUGUUGGAGUUUGUUAUUAAAGAUAAACAAAGAAAAAACAGAACAUUAGCAAAAACCAAAAACCAACUACGUCAGAUUUGAAGAAGCUAUAGCAAGUUAAGAAAUAUUAGGGAAGGAAAGCAUGCAAAUAAAAUAAUAAA